UUUGUGCGCGCGCGGCCCGGAACACAGUGCUGCUGCAUCAUGGACUGACCUGGAGAAGCAGGAAACAGAACAAGAACACAGAAUACUGAUGCCGCAAGGUUGCAACUAAGGUUCCUCGGAUAACCUGGAUAAUUUGUGAAACCAUCAUCAUGACCAAAGAUGACGAGAUCCCCGACUGGGUGGGAGCUCAGGAGUUUUAUGAGAAAUAUGAUCCCAAGGAGAUCCUCGGAAGGGGCGUUAGCAGUGUGGUCCGACGCUGUGUAAAUAAACGUACAACUCAAGAAUACGCAGUCAAAAUCAUUGACAUAACACCAUCAGAUAAAAUGACACCUCAAGAGAUUCAAGAGAUCAGAGGAGCCACAGUGAAAGAGAUCGAGAUCCUGAAGAAAGUGUGUGGGCAAGAGAACAUAAUUCAGCUGAAGGAUUGCUAUGAGACAAAAACCUUUUUCUUCUUGGUCUUUGACUUGAUGAAGAAAGGAGAGCUGUUCGAUUAUCUCACUGAGAAAGUUACACUGAGUGAGAAAGAGACAAGAAAGAUUAUGCGUGCCUUGCUGGAAGUAGUCAGCUUCCUUCACUCCCAGAACAUAGUUCACAGAGACCUGAAGCCUGAAAACAUCCUACUGGAUGACAACAUGAACAUCAAACUGACUGAUUUUGGAUUCGCCGUCCAGAUUGUGCCACAGCAAAAGCUCAAUGAGGUCUGUGGAACACCAGGUUAUUUGGCUCCAGAAAUCAUUGAGUGCUCCAUGGAUCCUCAUCAUCCUGGCUAUGGCACUGCAGUGGAUAUCUGGAGCGCUGGCGUGAUCAUGUACACACUGCUGGCUGGAUCUCCUCCAUUCUGGCACCGAAAACAGAUGCUGAUGCUGCGCAUGAUCCUGGCAGGAAACUAUCAGUUCACAUCGCCAGAGUGGGAUGAUCGCUCAGACACUGUUAAAGAUCUGAUCUCCAAAAUGUUGGUGGUGAAUCCAGAGCAACGCUACACAGCCACUGAUGCUUUAAAUCACCCGUUCUUUCAGCAGUAUGUGGUCGAGGAGGUGCGACAUUUCAGUCCAUACAGGAAGUUUAAAGUCAUCUGUAUGACUGUCCUUGCUUCAGUGCGCAUUUACUGCAACUAUCGUCGUGCCAAACCCGUCAACAAGGACGUGAUCAAGAGUGACCCCUAUGCGGUGAAACCGAUUCGCAAACUCAUCGAUGCCUGUGCAUUCAAGAUCUAUGGACACUGGGUGAAGAAGGGCCAGACACAGAACAGAGCAGCCCUGUUCGAGAACAGCCCGAAGGCCAUUUUACUUUCUAUAGCAGCUGAGGCUGAAAAUUCAUCAUUGCGAACGUGGUAGAUGAAAACGAGACAUCUUUAAUGAAGAAAAAGGGAAAAUAAGAAAGUGGCUUGAUCAUGAAUGUUGCAGAUCCUUUUUCUGGAAUGUAUUGCUGUGCUGAAUUCAAGAAUCUGCCUUGUAAUCUUAUUGUACAAUGGUCAGUGUUUCAAAUAUUUUUGUUAUAAUUUAUUUGAAAGUAAUGAGAGUAACUCCAAAUUGUACUCAAAUUCAUUUUGUUUGACAUUAUGGAAGCCGGCGGCACGGUGGUGUAGUGGUUAGUGCUGUCGCCUCACAGCAAGAAGGUCCUGGGUUCGAGCCCCGGGGCUGGCGAGGGCCUUUCUGUGUGGAGUUUGCAUGUUCUCCCCGUGUCUGCGUGGGUUUCCUCCGGGUGCUCCGGUUUCCCCCACAGUCCAAAGACAUGCAGGUUAGGUUAACUGGUGACUCUAAAAUUGACCGUAGGUGUGAAUGUGAGUGUGAAUGGUUGUCUGUGUCUAUGUGUCAGCCCUGUGAUGACCUGGCGACUUGUCCAGGGUGUACCCCGCCUUUCGCCCAUAGUCAGCUGGGAUAGGCUCCAGCUUGCCUGCGACCCUGUAGAAGGAUAAAGCGGCUAGAGAUAAUGAGAUGAGAUUAUGGAAGCCGAAAUAUUUGUAUAUCUCCAGGGCUACAGCAAUAGAUGGAUGCUGAAACCUCAUUAGUAAGCUUUCACAAUCCCCACAUAUGUACAGUGUAGCAGAAAUGGGCAUUUUUUAUGAUGUACUCAUAAAACUAUUUAACUUGUAUGUAUUUAUGCAGCAAUAUGAAAGAGAUAUGGCCUCGAAUGAGUUCUGCUUGGCACCUCUUAACUGCUACGGAGGAAGAGAAUCACCCGAAUACCAUCUUGUGUGCAUGCAGGUGAAUAUGAAUGUGUUGGUAUGGGUAAUUACAGCAUGCCACAGCACAGGUGUUGGCAUUUCUCUGGGGAUGUUUCUGAAAGGGGCAAAGAAUGUGUCUCUACCACAGUUCCCCAGCAGCCUUGUGUAGGAUUCAACCAUUGUGCUGGAGUACCUUACCGUACAAGUCUAUAAAAGUUGCCAAACUGGAAUGGGGUUCUACAAAAAAAAAAAGAAAAGAGUUGAGAACACUGUGUACUCUGGUGAUAAGCUUUGCUUUAAAGUGCUGGUGGCCAGGUGAUUCUAAGGUGGCUAAUGUGACAUGCCACUCUACAGGGAGUGUCUCCUAAUCAUGGGCAUUAGUUAGAUGCAGGCUUCUGUUACCUGGGCAACAUGAUGUGGUCAAAACCCUAGCUGAUCUUAAACCUAAAAGUGUGUUGGUUUUUCAUGACAUUCAGUGUGUUUAUAUGCACAUUAAUAUUCCAGUAUUAUUCCAAAUUUGAUACAGAUUGUAUAAACAGCAUAUUCCAUUUGGAUAUUCUGAAUUUGGCAUUAUUCUGAAUUUAGCAUUUUCCAAUUAAGACGUUGGAUAUGCUGAUAUUAUUCGGAUUUUAGGAGCAAUCUUUGGACGUGUACAGCAUAUUUGGACUAUGUGGUCUCAGUUGGGGUUUUUACGACAGUUUUCGACACACGGCCUCGUACCUGUUCACGGUCAGCUCUGACAAUUAUGUGCGUGGCUGCAUGGAAUAUUAAUUUUCAUUCGCAAUGUACACAGCUUAUUGUCUUUUUCUAAAUUAGGGGGGAAAAACUGAAUAUUUUGCACAUGUAAACAAAGAGAAUGUGGCGUAUUUUUUUCCCAUGUGAUUCUCACUGGCAGUUAAGAUGCUUAAUAUAUACAUCUAACACAUAUUCUAAUAAUAAUGUCAAUAAGGGUGUAGAAUAACAUUAUAUCUUUGACAUUCAGUGAAUUAACUUUGAUAGAACAAGUAACCUAAUCAGACCAAAAUUUUAGUAAUCUUGACAUGAAAACUAAACGAAUAAACGCUUUCUCAGCACAUUCACAAAAGGCACAAGAAUUUUCAAUGUUCAUACUGUAUAUCUGGAUGCUUAUCUAUCUGCAAUUGCAGUUCUCACUACUAAUGUAGUAGUAUGUGAUUGGAUAAGGUGGUUCCUGUCACCUGUCCAUGGGCGUCGCCACCAUUGAGUGAAGCGAAUCUCAGCGCGAGCGGAGACAUUUUUGGUGCAGCUGCUGGAAAGUGGAGGAGGUGACGUCAGCCCCAUUGCAACCUCACAAUGUCUUGCUUUUGCUAAAACCUUAUUCUUUUGUGAUAUGCCCUCAAAAUUAACCCUAGGCCACGUUAAAUUAAUAUUCAACUAAACAAUGAAAUAAGCUUAGCCUAAUGGGGUAUUCUUGGUUGAUGAUGAAUUGUUUGCAGUAUUUGCUCCUCCCCAGACACAAUGGACAUAAGGACAUUCUUUACAAAGAAGUGGAAAGUAAGUCAAAAUUUCCCCACAAUGGAAAUGUUAGUUCAGUUAGCUGGUUAGUCAAUGUUAGAUGUAUCAGCUAGCUUAUUGUUAGCUAUCAUUUAAUUCAACCCCAGUAUACCUACCUUAUUGUAAUGCCAAGAAUGAGGUCAAGUCUGCUCUGAUGAUAUUUAUUGAUUCCUUGUUGUGAUUUGAAGAACUUGUUUUGUCUGGUCUUUGCCAGUUUUCUGGAAAGUAACAUGGGAAAUCAGUGUAUGGGGAAGGAAUAGUAGAAAGGAAAGCGAUGGAGAGAGAUGGAUGUUAUUCCAGGUGGAUUGUGAAGGAAAGGGGGAUAAAAGUUAUGAAGUGGUAGAAAUUGUGGUGGCACCAAUGUAAGGAGUUAUAUCUAUAAAUCUAUUUGUUAUACUAAUCUGUAAAUGUUACUGUAGUACCACCAUUGCAUGUAGGUUGACAAAACUGCACUUGUUCAUUGUGUGAAGUUCUCUUUUAUGUCAUUGCUUGACAGUGUGAUUUUGUGUGAAAAAAGUAAAAUGCACCCACUAAAGUCACUGCUGGUGGUUAACAAAAUUGCACCUGUUCAUUGUGCAUACCUGCAAACUCGUCAGAGAAAAAAAGGUGACAGUGUCCGGGGGGGUGCGGAUAAUGGUGACGCCGAACUCAAGUAAGUGUUAAGAAAUAAGAAAACAAUAAAAGAACCAAAACACAAAUUAUAUUAUACUGAAAAACAUUUAUUUUUUCCUUCUCUAGCCUGGACAAGGGCUUCACAAACACUCUUACGCACGCAAACACCAUGGAGGGAAACUGAAAAACACUAUUUUUCAGUAUGUUUUGCAUGAAUAAUGAAAAUGAAUGAAUAUGUUUUACUUGAAAAACAUUCAUUUUUUUUUCUUCUUAGCCUGGACAAGGGUUUCACAAGCUCGCGUUCGUUGUUUGGCCGCAUGCCUCCUUCUGGCCAGAGCCUCCUCU
This is a messenger RNA of Neoarius graeffei (lesser salmon catfish), 4633 nucleotides long. It is a transcript of the gene phkg1a, whose product is annotated as phosphorylase kinase, gamma 1a (muscle). The transcript has 10 exons. The record is from RefSeq and is a predicted model, not a curated record. Gene Ontology annotation, biological process: glycogen biosynthetic process; protein phosphorylation. Gene Ontology annotation, molecular function: phosphorylase kinase activity; ATP binding; calmodulin binding. Lineage: Eukaryota; Metazoa; Chordata; Actinopteri; Siluriformes; Ariidae. Gene Ontology annotation, cellular component: phosphorylase kinase complex. Bases 150 to 1334 code for a protein of 394 amino acids.